Molecule: messenger RNA, 477 nt
Organism: Trypanosoma brucei brucei TREU927
Lineage: Eukaryota; Euglenozoa; Kinetoplastea; Trypanosomatida; Trypanosomatidae
Exons: 1
Coding region: 1-477 (158 amino acids)
Source: RefSeq, a predicted model, not a curated record
AUGCAGGGAGAGGGAAAUGAAUUGUUGGAGCGCCUUGAUGCCUUCUUUGGUGAGGGAGCUAACACAGACGCCAUUGGAAACUUCUUUUCUGAAGAAUAUAAUAUCGUCCAGCGGCUGGAGGCAGCCAACGACAGUUCUGAGGCACUGGAGUUUUUCUCCCUAUUCAAACGGUACGGUGCACUAGUAAAUACCAUACUUGAAACGUUUGGUGAGCGAGAGGCAGCUUCAGGUUCUGCAGUGUCAUUAGAGCAACUUGCUGAGGCAGUGAUGAAGGAGUGGCAGCAACCGCAGGAUUUUUGCCGAUACCUCUGCACAGGGUAUAUCGCUGGGGCAUUAGACUUCGAUUCCUUCAAACAGCUGGUAGCUGACGUCGUUGCACUAACAACGUACCCAGUUGGGGAUGAAAUAUCAGAAGAUGAGGCAGUGAGUGUCUCCGGCUCGAUUGAGGAGGAUGAUAACGAGGAAGAAGAUGCGUAA